AUGUCUUUAAAAGGACUAAUUACUGUUGCGUUUCUAAUUUGCGUUUUUGGCCGAGCUACUACUUCAGCUAAUAAAGUAGUUGCGGUUAAUCGAAAUGAUAUCGAUAGUUUUUUGGUUAAAGGCGGUUGUUCAGAUGACCCAAAUGUGUGCCCAAGAUCAGCAACAUGUCAUUCGAAGACUGGUCUAUGCUUGUGCGAUAGUCGUAAACCAACAUAUCAAAAUCCGGAGAUCAUAACUGACGGCGAAAUUGGUCUCCGGUAUGGUACCACGUAUGGUUGCGUUAAUAAUCAGUUUAUCGAUAGUAUUGGUUCUAAUUUUUGCCCUUUCAACCCAUUUAAAAAAAUACCUUACAUCGACAACGGUCCAGCCGUGAAAUUCAACUACGAGGAUUCAAAAGUUGUGGUGAAGAGUUGCUCAUUUAAAAAGGCCUGGAUAACAUUUCCAGGCCAAAAUAGAAAAGAUGAGCUGCCGUGGUUAAAUGAAUCUUUUGUUGACUUGAAAGUCUCAAGUAAAAGUUUGUAUUUCAAAUGGAAAAAGCCAGUUCAGGAUUUACAAGGGACGAUAAUCACAUUCAAUCUCAGAUGCGAUGUAGGUUCAAGUAUUUUGGAACUGAAUUGCCUCAAAGCAAAGGUUUUUGGGAGAUGGUUGUUAGAGGAAUGUUCAACGGGCUACUGGAGUAGCUCUUUCAACGUCGCUGGUUGGUCAAAAUGUAGUUCGGACAAGCUUUUCAUCAACAAAAUUUAUCGACGUACGUCAAAUGGAGUCGAUGGAAUAUCUAAUCUUGAUCAGGUAUCAUGCUGUAGUUUAAUAAAAGUGUCGGACGAGGAACGAGGAGUAUGUAAGACUGAAGACUGGUCAACUUCUCUGAAUAGAAAUAAUCAGUGGAGCCUUUGUCCCUUGGGUUACUUUCUAAACGGAUUGAAUCGCACCGCUGGCGAUAAAUUAAGUAACAUCAAAGAAGCCUUCUGCUGCAAACCCGAAGGUCGUCCUGACGAGUAUGAAUUGUGUUAUGAUGAAGAUGUUGCAACAUCGUUCAAUCAAGCAGGUUGGUCAGGGUGUUUGAAGGCUGAGGGAUAUUAUAUCACUGGAGUGUACCGUGGACCUGGUGAAGACUAUCUUAACAACAUUGAUAAGUUUCGAUGCUGUCAGAUGGUAAAAGACGGUGUAGUUUCGACAGUAACCCCGACGACAGGGCCAACAGUCAACGACAAUCCAGAUUCAGAUGGCAAGAGUUCGAAUACACAGACAACACUUAUUGCUGUUCUCGUCGUCGCUCUUGUGAUUGUUGUUAUUCUAGCAGUUGUUGUGGGCUUUCUCUGGAAAAAAAUAAUGCAGAGAAAUGAAAGCAACAGAGGGAUGCAGGGCGCUCAAGUACAGGCAGGUGGAGGGAGAGCAAACGAAGUAGAGACGGCAUACGUUGACGUACAAGACAGUGGAGGAAAUCCAGUGAUCCCACCGCCAACUGUUGAUAAUGAAGAUUAUCAAGUGCCGACAAUUUAUAAAGCUCUUCCAUAGUCGUACGAGGCAGAAGGGCUGGGACGCAGGGCUAAGAUUAAAACAAUAAUUUGGGGGGGGGGGUGUUUUUUCAUAUAUUCGAUUCGACAGAUUUCCUUUGAAAGCUAUUGCACUCGUGCAUAAAAGCUAUUGCACUUACAAAAGAAAUCCGUCGGACAGAACUGAAUAUAUGAAUAAACAACCCCCAAUUAUCGUUCUAGUUUCGGAGAGACGGGGAGCCUACCUCUCGGUUCAGCAAUUUUUUAUCGAAUUCCUGCAUCCCCUUCCCCUUGUAUUAUUUGGUCCGUGCGUCUAUGAGCUUUUCAAAAUGUGGAUAUAACCGAUAAAUAAAUCUUCACGCACGCUUAACUGUAUAUAUUUCAACUUUCUGUAUAGCUUUCCGUGUAUACUGUUACUACAAUCCUGGACAAAAUAUGUAUAGAGACUAUUUGUUAAUUUCACAAAAUUCUAUUACAGGGUACUAAAUUCGUGCAGUUUCUAUUAAGAAUUCAAUAAUAAUUCUAAAAAUUCCCACUCCCCCCUCUCCCAGGAACAAUUUUGAGUGAAAUGAAGUCAUUUGCUGAGAUAUAUCGCUUAAAUAUCAACAUUGUAUUACGGGGGAAAGGGAGAAACGAGACGCAAUAGAAAGUUUUUUCCAGGAUUGUAUAUAUAUAGUUUAACUAUAUGCACUCGAUACAUAUACCUUAGCCUUAAUUAUUAUGCCUCUAUAUUUACCUGUUCUCAUACCUCAGUAUCUGUACUUCUAUUCGGAGGAAGGGUUACAUGCAACUGUGACUAUAUAUAGUAGCUAUAUAGCUAUAUAUUGCAAUAAAAUCGCACCAAUUGCACCAAAAUAUGAAGCUUUGUUGGUAGAUUCAAAAAUGAAACUGCAUGCUUCAUGAUAAAAGGUUACGUUGACGAAAUUUCAUUAAACACUAUCACAAUAAUUUAAUGAAGUGUUAUAGAUUUUUUCACAGCAACAAUUUGCAAUGCCUCUAUCCUACCAAUCAAAU
Dendronephthya gigantea is the source of this 2507-nucleotide messenger RNA. RefSeq lists its product as uncharacterized. The record is from RefSeq and is a predicted model, not a curated record. Lineage: Eukaryota; Metazoa; Cnidaria; Anthozoa; Malacalcyonacea; Nephtheidae. Bases 1 to 1515 code for a protein of 504 amino acids. The transcript is spliced from 9 exons.